Molecule: messenger RNA, 1023 nt
Organism: Sclerotinia sclerotiorum 1980 UF-70
Lineage: Eukaryota; Fungi; Ascomycota; Leotiomycetes; Helotiales; Sclerotiniaceae
Exons: 2
Coding region: 1-1023 (340 amino acids)
Biological process (GO): RNA splicing; generation of catalytic spliceosome for second transesterification step
Cellular component (GO): U4/U6 x U5 tri-snRNP complex; U2-type post-spliceosomal complex; U5 snRNP
Source: RefSeq, a predicted model, not a curated record
AUGGAUUUCGCAUCUCUAAUGUCCAAGGAGAUAUCCAAAAAGACCGAAUCCUCCGCCGAUACCUCUAAAAAAUAUAUGAAACGUUCCGAAAUCGAAGCAGAACGACAAGCCAAAUAUCUCGCAGAGCAACGCGCCAUUGAAACCGAGCGCGAAGCCAAAUUAGUACAAAAGCGCAAACGCGAGGAGGAAGAGGAAGAAGCCAAUAAAGCGCGCGAAGAAAAAAGAAGGCGAUUAGCUGAGGAAUCGAGAAAACAGAGGGAGGAAAGAGAGGCGGAGGAAGAAAGGAAGAGGAGGAAGAGAUUGGGAUUACCGGAGUUGGUUAAGCAGGAUGUGGAGGAGGUGGAGGAGGAUGAUAUCCCGGAUGAAGAGUUGAUUCCCAAAUUACGUGAGAUGGGACAUCCGGCGAAAUUGUUUGCGGAGAAUCAUAAGCAGAGGUUGAGGAGGUAUAGGAAAUUGGGGGUGGUUAUGACGACGGGGCCGAUUCCUACGACGUUGGUACUGGUCGAGGAGAAGGAUAUGAAGGUGGAGACUGUGCCGAAGGAUGAGGAGGGGAGGAAAUACUUGUUUAGACAGUUGGCGAGUUAUUUUACUAUGGUUUUGACGGAAUGGGAACAAGCUUUGGAAAAGGAGAAGAGAGAUACUUUUGCUAGUAAAGCGGCUUAUAAUGCCAUGGUGCAGAGUAAGGAAAAUAUGACUCCUCUAUUCCGCAAAUUUGAAAAAGGCGAUCUAGACGAAGGAAUUCUAGAACCCAUUGUAGAAAUCGUCAAAGCUGCGCAGGAAAAACGUUACGUCGAUGCAAAUGAUGGAUAUCUACGACUCAGUAUUGGAAAAGCUGCAUGGCCAAUUGGUGUUACGAUGGUGGGUAUUCACGAGCGUAGUGCGCGCGAGAAAUUGCACGAGACGGAUAAGGGUCAUGUAAUGGGUGAUGAAAUUACGAGGAAAUUUUUGCAAAGUAUUAAGAGAUGUCUUAGUUUUGCUCAGGUGAGAUGGCCACCGGAGGAUAUUAGACAAUUGAUGGGUUAG